Molecule: messenger RNA, 1191 nt
Organism: Hemicordylus capensis (graceful crag lizard)
Lineage: Eukaryota; Metazoa; Chordata; Lepidosauria; Squamata; Cordylidae
Product: lipase member M-like
Exons: 9
Coding region: 1-1191 (396 amino acids)
Molecular function (GO): hydrolase activity, acting on ester bonds
Source: RefSeq, a predicted model, not a curated record
AUGUGGUGGUUUAUUGCAAUAGCAUAUCUAAUACAAGCAACUGCAAGCUCAGAAGGAUUAAUCAGGAGAAAAAGAGAUCUGAAUCCUGAAACUCACAUGAAUGUGAGUCAGAAAAUUUGCCACAGAGGAUACCCCAGUGAGGAGUAUGAGGUCUUGACAGAUGAUGGCUAUUAUCUGAUGAUGAACAGAAUUCCUUAUGGAAAGAAAAAUACUACAGUCAAAGGUCCAAAACCUGUUGUUUUACUUCAACAUGGAUUUCUUGGAGAAGCUAGCCACUGGGUCGAAAAUAUGGCCAACAACAGCCUCGGUUUCAUUUUAGCAGAUGCUGGCUAUGACGUUUGGCUAGGGAACAACAGAGGAACAAGCUGGUCUCAAAGAAACCAGCAUUUCUCAGCUGACCAAGAUGAAUUCUGGGAUUUCAGUUUCCAUGAAAUGGCCAUGCAUGACCUUCCAGCAAUGAUAAACUUUAUCCUGAAGAAAACUGGACAGAAACAAUUGUAUUAUGUUGGCUAUUCUCAAGGCUCAACUCUUGGUUUCAUAGCAUUUUCAACGGUGCCAGAACUGUCUCAAAAAAUCAAAAUGUUCUUUGCUUUGGCUCCAGUGAUUUCUGUUAAGCAUGUCCUGAGUCCUAUAUUGAGACUGUUAUUCUCAAUUCCUGAAGACACUGUGAAGAGAUUACUUGUUAGAGAAUACUUUUCAUUCUCACACCAACCUAUGAGAGACUCUCUCACCAAGUUUUGCAGCAACGAAUUGAUAAAGAAAAUUUGUGCACAACUCAUUUUCUCUUCAGGUGGAUUCAAUGCAUCAAAUAUAAAUAUGAGCCGAGUGGAUGUGUAUGCAGCUCGCUAUCCAGAUGAAACCUCGGUUAAAAACAUUCAGCACUGGAAACAGCUGGGAGAAUCAGGAUUAUUCAGAUAUUUCAACUAUGGGAGUGAGAAUCAGGCAAAAUAUAACCAGAGCUGUCCUCCCACAUAUAAAAUAGAAAAUAGUAUUGUUCCAACGGCAGUAUGGUCUGGUGGAAAUGAUUUGGUUGCAGACCCAGAAGAUAUGGAGAUCUUACUUCCUCGUAUUACUAACCUAGUUUACUAUCAAAAUGUGUCAGACUGGAACCACUGGGAUUUCAUCUGGGGCCUCAAUGCCCCACAACGCAUGUACUACAAAAUCACUGAAUUGAUGAACAGGUCUCUAUAA